AUGUCUACCAUCGUUGCACCCAGCGACAGCUCCUCCCAGCUUCAGGAGUCUUCGCCAACCGUCAGAAGAAGCAACGUCCAAACCUCCAGCUCAACCACAGUUGCCACCAACCCCAACAUCUCAGCACCCUUCGACGCAAUCCGGCGUCUCUCCGACUACUUACGUGAGCACCCCGAAGCCGCCUCAGCCCUGAAUGCACACUACCCCAAACGCGGCAUCCUCAAGACAGGUGCCAGCCCCAAUGCCACAUCUGACCAAAACGUCACAAUCGAUCUAUCCCUAGCUCAAGCUGCCUUGAUCCCCGCGCAUCUCCGAGAAAUACUCUCUCGCCAAGGGUUGAACGAGAUCCUCACAUUUUUCGAAAAUGUAAGCAACAACGCCUCCAUCGGCCCCAUUCUCUACACUCUCAGUAUCCUGUCCGGCACCAAUAUGGCCUCAGUCCACAAAAACCACAACUUCAGUUUCCGUCUUUGUGACUACAAUCACUCAGCCGCAGACCCAGAUAAUCUCAAUAGCUGCGGAACUCACACGGACUUCGGGACUUUUAGUAUCGUAUUCCAGGACGGUACACCCGGCCUCGAGAUCGAGGAUGCUAAUGCGCCAGGGACAUGGCAUCCCGUCUCCGGAACCGAAACGGUGGUUCUGACGGGAUGGUGUGCUCUAGUUCUGAGCGGGGGUCGGAUUCCUGUCGCUAGACAUCGGGUUCGUUGCAUGCCGGGCGUGAGGAGGUUGAGUGCUGUGUUAUAUGUUGCGCCGGAUGCGGAGGUGAAGCUUAUGCCUCUCAACAGCACUCUCAGAGAAGGGGGCGAGAAGCUGCGGCCGUUCUCGAGGAAGAUUAUGAGUGGUGAGGUUAGUGUUGAGUGGUUUAAGAAGGUCAUGGGGAAGCGGUGGCGGUAUCGGGUGGGCAAUGAGGUGUUGGAUGAGGGUCAUGCGGACCAUGCUUCCAUGUCUCAGGACAGUGAGAUUGAGAAAUUGGUUUGGGGUUAG
Molecule: messenger RNA, 987 nt
Organism: Talaromyces amestolkiae
Lineage: Eukaryota; Fungi; Ascomycota; Eurotiomycetes; Eurotiales; Trichocomaceae
Exons: 1
Coding region: 1-987 (328 amino acids)
Molecular function (GO): dioxygenase activity
Source: RefSeq, a predicted model, not a curated record